This is a messenger RNA of Spirodela intermedia, 6433 nucleotides long. Lineage: Eukaryota; Viridiplantae; Streptophyta; Magnoliopsida; Alismatales; Araceae. The record is from the annotation of a GenBank genome assembly.
AUGGAGGAACUGGGAUCGCCCACCGCGGAGAUCGACCCGGACCGCCCCAACAUCGAGGAUUACCUGCCGCGGGAGUCCAUCCAGGAGCCCAACGGGAAGCUCCACCUGUGCGUCGCCUGGGUUCAUCCCUCCCAUCUCCCGAAUUCUUCUUUUGAUUCUUCCUGAUGUGUUCACAAUUGGGUCCUGUUCGUUUUCCGAUGAAACCGCGGUUGGGCCGACAGGCGCGAUUUGCUCGACAUCUCUCCCGCGUUGACCGAAGCUGCCGGUGCCAUUAUCGACGUGAGUUGCCGUCCCUGCCCCCAAGUCUCGUGCCCUUUUUGAUUUUCCCCCCGUUGACGUCAAGUGGAAUGCUGAUGUUAGAGGAUGAUGAAGUUCAGUCAAGUGCUGCUCACUAUUCGGAAUCUCUUUUGACAGUGUGACAUGUAUUUGUGAGUUAUUUGAUUUGAUUUUAUGAUUGGGUGCCAUGCAGGCUGAUGGGCAGUCCCCUGAACGCGGAGUAGUUAGUCAGGCAUCUAUAGCAUGAGAGUCGAAAAUAUUUUCCUAUUCGUGGGAUGGAAAUUUCUCAAGGGGCACUUUCGGUGAAGAAUGCUAUGCUUAUGUGGAUAGCCUUGAUUUUCGUGGGCUUUUCUUUGAGGGGAAACACUAGAUUCGUAGACUCUUUUACCAAAGCACUCGUCAAAGGUUUGUCUUUGUGAUCCUUUGAUCCUCUGUUGUGUUUCAGAGUUUUUAGGUUAGCCAGCGAUUUGGCAUCUUCUGAAAAUUCUUCGUGAGAUGAAAUUUGGGGGAAAUGUGUCAGCGAAUGAUAUUAUAUCAACUGGUUCAGAAAUAAAAUCCAUGAAACGAUCCAGCUUGCAAUGUGAGAAAAAAAUUGACAAUUUUGACUGGGUCUUACUUUUCUGCUUGUCAAAGGGUAUGAGUUAUCAAUUGGAGAGGCAGUCUCUGGAUCAUCAUGUAGCCUUAUGCAUGUAUCCAAUAGAUUAAAUGACAAAGAUUGCAUUUAAAUCCCGUUAUCUAGAUAUUAGCCAUAUUUUUUGGGAAGUUUUUUUCCCUUGGAAGGAGACGUGCAAAGUUAUAAAUGAGGUAGCAAAAGUUUCCCAAGAAGGCUGGAGUAUCAUAAUAUUUUCCUGGUCCUACUUUCUUUUUGUUGCUUAUAGGAUACUUUUCAUCAGUUACAUGCUGAAGUUUCCUAAUGAUUUCUCAGAUGGGCAGAUCUUUGGAACCUAUCUCAUCUUUGAAAUACCUUUGUUUUUUGUAAUUAUUAUGCAUUGCUCCUAGUGUUAUUCUCCGUAUUCCAGGCAGCUGGACAUUGCCUAGUCUUUGAGAUUGUGAUCAGUUUUACCUUUCUGCCUCUCAUGCUUGACCUUUUUUUCAUAUCAAUAGGAUUCGUUCACUCGAUGCUUCAAGUCGAAUCCCCCAGAGCCUUGGAACUGGAACGUGUACUUAUUUCCGUUAUGGUGUUUGGGCGUUGUUGUAAGAUAUGGUAUUCUCUUCCCUGUCAGGUGAAAUAACUUUCUUCUGUUAUGUGAUUGUAAUUUUCUUUUUGUUAACUUGCAUUUACUAUUGUGUAUAUUUUCCACAAGGUUAGAGCCCCAUAUUGAGUCAUAUCGUCUCUUCAAGUUUCACUCAUGCCUGCCUGUCCAGAUUAGUGCAUUUUACUCUAAUUUUCCUUUUCUGACGUUCUAAAGUGCUCAAUCAAAAGUAUUUAAGACAUGUUUACGUAGUGCUUAGCAGCUUGUUGCACUGGCACUUGUUCAUAUUGUUCAUAUUUCUAGUCGUGGAUGGGAGAGGGGACCUAAUGAAUAAGGACGGAAAUAUAACCGCUGUCUUUUGACCAUUGAAAAUCAAUUUUCUCGAUUAAAAAGUUUUGUUUUAGAUAAAAAUUUAUCAAAAUCCGGUACAUGCCUAUUUUAUUAUUGUAACAGAUGGACUGUCUUGAACUUGGUUCUUGAACACCCCCUACGAUUUAGAAAGUGAACUUCCGUUUCAUCAGCUGAAAGGCCAUGGCUGAAAUCUGAAUCAGAUGUGCAGGAUUUGCAUCUUUGCUCCAUACUACUCAUUGUUGUUCCACAAUGUCUUAUCACUAUCUGGGGAUUGGUUGGUUACCUACGUUUUAUGAUUUUCUAGUAAUCUCCAAUGUUGGCAAUUUUUCCUCUCUUCAUUAAUUGUGCUAGAGGCAUUUCUUCAACCAACUAGAUACUGUGUCAUGGCUACAUCAUCAACUCUCCUCAUAAAGGACGUAAAUAUAUCAUUUUUGAUUACUUAGAGUAUGCCAACUUGAUGUGGCAAGUUGCUGUUAUUACGGGGGUUGUUGGAAUUUUAUGGGGCUCAUAUAUAUAUAUAUAUCCCUCCUUUUCUGUACUGAAUAAUGGAUUUUGAUUUGUACUUAAAAAUCAAAUCUCCUUAAUAGAGUGAUGUCUGUAUGGAGGCUCGAACGGGCACCUGUUCUGCUAUCUUUGUUUAGAGAUGUAUUAUGUAUACAUUUGUCAUUCACAUUCUACUUUUGGGAGGAUCUUUUGUGGCAUGUCUUGGUUCAAAUUACUUCAUCAGUGUCUUAGUUUCCGUUUAUAAAAUUAUUUCUCUCAAUUGUCUAGGGUUGCAAUCCUUGCAGUAGGAUGGAUAGCAUUUUUCUCCGCUUUUCUUCCAGUGCAUUUCUUAAUGAGUGGGGAUAACAAGUUCAAAAGAAAAAUUGAGGUAAGCCAUUUAAACAUUUUAAUUCUGCCAUUUUCAAACUUGUUCCAUUGAAAACAUUCAAAUCUUUUUUUUCAAUUCUUUUGUCUGAAAUAAUGAGGAUUCUUACCUGUCACUUGUUAACUCAUAGAUUACGAAGACAGUUAUUGAACACUGGGCACUAUCAUUUGUCUGAAUUUUCAUCGGUUUUUUUGUUUGGCGAAAUUUAUGUUUACAAUCCAAUUUCUUUUUAAUCCCUUGGCGAAAACUAAAUUUAAAAUCCCGGAAAAACUUUUUUCCCCUGCUCCUUGACUUUGUCAUUAUUUAACCCCACACAUUCUCAAUUAGAUGUGUUGUAAUUUCAUUCUAAUUCUUUUGAUUUUUAUGUGUCUUUUAAAUGUAAAAAGCUCCGUGGUUCAUCUCCUCACCUCUUGGUCUAACUUCUUCAGUCCUUUUGAAUUGUUUAUCAAAAAAAUUCCAAUGCUAAUCACCCUACUGAUACAGUGGAGAUCAUCCAGAAAAAUUUCAGAAUUUUUCGCACGAUUACAGAAUCUAUUUUCUAAGGUUUUAUCUUCUUCAGAGGAAAUUGGUGGAGAUGAUGUGCAGUGUAUUUGUCGCUUCAUGGACUGGUGUAGUCAAAUAUCAUGGGCCUCGCCCUAGCAUGCGCCCACAGCAGGUUCAGAAAAUGUCCAUCCCCUUCAUUUUUCCAACGGUUUUGUACUUGAUUCGUAUACUAAUACAAAUUUCAAUAGUAAUUAUUAGUUUUUUUCAUUUUUGUAGGUUUUUGUUGCCAACCACACUUCUAUGAUUGAUUUCAUUAUUCUGGAGCAGAUGACUGCAUUUGCUGUCAUAAUGCAAAAGCAUCCUGGAUGGGUUGGUAGGGUUUUAUCUCUAAAUUGUUUACACGAAAGUUUUCGUUGCAUUUGAUUCUAUAUUCUUCACAAUCAGUGUUAGUGACUGUACUUGUGGUGUAGGGUUCAUUCAGAAGACUAUCCUGGAAAGUGUAGGGUGUAUAUGGUUUAACCGGACAGAAGCAAAAGAUCGUGAGAUUGUAACAAGAAAGUAGGUUCAGUUUCUCUGUUAAAAACUGCAAGCAAACUUCUCUAUAUCUAAUUUUUUUUUUAAUCCUUUUCCUUUUAAGGAUAAGAGGACACGUCCAUGGAGCUGAUAACAACCCUCUUCUUAUAUUUCCAGAAGGAACCUGUGUAAACAACCAUUAUACAGUCAUGUUCAAGAAGGUAUACAUGCUCUUUAUUUCAAAUUCGUUAUUCGUCUGUUGACGGGCCAUUUUUGUGUCGGAGACAUUUGUCAGCAUAAACUGUUCAACGAUGGAACAGUUUCCUCUUCAGGCAGCAUAAGAUGAAGGAGAAAGAUUGUUAUUAUUUACAGUGAGAUGACAUUUGAUGCCUGCUAUUUUAUAUCAUGUUAUCCCUGGUCUUUGGGCUACCAAUGGGGAACAAACUAUGACAAUUUAGUGCCCAUCUGUCAUUGUUUUUGUUUUGUAUGAUGAGGCAAAUAGGAAUUUGGCCUGGUGGGAUUGAGGUGGCUGGGAAAUUUAUCACAUAAGGCCAUCCUCUUUUGUUUGAUUGCAAACGUGAAUGCUUAGAACCUUUGGAUACUUCAGUUUGUACCAUUACACAGGCCCAAUCACGCCCAGAAUUUUUUUAAAGUCUUUUUUGCCCAAAAGUUAAAGGCUUUGACUACUCAAUAUUGAUAAUUCGUAAUAUAGGAGAUUCACACUGUUUCUAACGUCUGUGAUGUUCUUCUGCUGGAGGAACAAAGGAGGGGAAAGAACUGAAAUAAGCCUUCUUGUUCUCCAAAUAAUUUUAAAUAGCAAACCGUAGACCUUAGUCUUCUGACGCUUUUAAGAUUUGGCGGUCCUAGUGCAGAUAUCUGGUAUUUUUCUUUCUUUCUGAGAGGUGUGUAAGUGUCUAGUUGCAACAAUGGUUCCUUACUGAUGCAACUGGUGCAAAUUAUGAAGAAAAUAUAGUAGAUUCAUCACAUUUUGGAGUUUUUGGGUGAAUAAACUUUUAUUUUUUCGUGCAAUAUAUAGGAAUAACUAUUGAUAUCCACUUCUUCUUGUGCUUGUGCCCGGAGUCUAGGCAAAUUAUUCAUUCCUUAGACCUUGAAUAGCAUGUAUAGUAGAGGUGCUGCCCUUUUUAAAAAAAAAACAUUUUUUUUCCAUUUUCUAUUAGCUGACUGUUAUCUUAAUUCUCAGGGUGCCUUCGAACUUGGCUGCGCUGUUUGCCCGGUGGCAAUCAAAUACAACAAAAUUUUCGUGGACGCCUUUUGGAACAGUCGGAAGUAAGAAACCUUCAUGGCAGAUUCGCUCCUUUCUCUUGAGCUGAAAGACUUCCAAUUGUCCUAUGUCAGUGGUAUCUGGAGUGGGGUUUCACCUUGUAGCUUGCCUACGAACUAGCCAGCCUUCUUCUGACACCAGCUUUGACAGCACCUUCGUCAAAUGUUUUCUCGUAGAUACUGAAAGCUUUACGCAGGAGUGCCCCUUCUUUUCAAAUGAAACCACUGUACUUGUUAUCCCCAUUUCUUCUGAGAAAUAUUUCUGGCUGAAGGGCUUCACCCAUAUCCCCUGUGGUGUACCUCCUCUACAUUUUUGCUGCAAUUUUUGGGAGAUCCCUUUCAAAGUCAUUCCCCGUGUCUUCUUCUCUCAUCUUUCUUACUUCAUGAAAGUAUUUUCAUUCCUGCCUAUAAACUUCAAAUAUCAAUUGCUAUUCUUAGUUCUUAUGUUCUUUUCUGUUCAUCUCCUCAUGGCGGUAUUUAUCACUUCUCAUGCUAUUUCGUUUCAUAUUAUGUGGCCUGGGUUAGCUGCUUCUGCUGGAACCUGAUCAGGCUGUUGUAAACUGACAGGCAGUCCUUCACCAUGCAUUUAGCACAGCUUAUGACGUCCUGGGCAGUCGUCUGUGAUGUCUGGUACCUCGAACCUCAGUUUCUUAGACCUGGGGAGUCGCCUAUAGAAUUUGCCGAGAGGUAAAAUAGUUUAUUUCACAACAACCCAUGCUGUCCAAGCUAGGAGAGCUCAAUCGAAUAGAUGAAAGCGUUGGAUUUAUGUAUGGCGAUCGUGGGUUUUCCUGCAGAGUGCGGGAGAUAAUUUCUGUUCGAGCUGGACUCAAGAUGGUGCCUUGGGAUGGGUAUCUGAAGUACUCACGCCCUAGCCCAAAGCAUACGGAAAGAAAGUAAGGAGCUUUCCACUGCCCCAUCUGUUAGUUGCUAUGUAUUCUCCUUUACGUGUGUCUUUCCUUUCCUGAUCUCUCUUUUUGCUGCGUGGUUUGGAAUUUGAUCCUUCCUGGUGAUGAACUAAAUGAUAAUCUCCAUAUUCCGAUCCUGAACUGCUGUUAAACCGCUGAUGCUUGAUGUUUGAAACCUCUAGAUUUUCUCAUACUUUGAACGGAAUUAUAGUUUCAGUUUGCCUUGAAAUCUAAAUGAAUAAGUGGUUGUCAUGAAAUAGAAAUGCAUCAUUUUUAUUAUCAUAACAGUGAAACUGGAGCUGAACUAGAACGGUCAGUAGCUUUAUUCUUAGAUUUGUAAAAAAAAUUCACAUUCUUUAUUGCCUAGGAAAAGCAUAUACGAUGAUAAUUUCUUUAUUCACAGCUAAACAGUUCUUUGUCGUAAUCCUAACAAGAUCUCCUGAUUCCAGUCCAGAAGAAACUCUCAAGAGUGCAUUCUUUCUCUUCUGAUCAUCUGCUUCCUCUUUUCUGCCAGGCAGCAGAUCUUUGCAGAGUCUGUUCUGCGGCGAUUGGAGGAGGAAUGA